Molecule: messenger RNA, 846 nt
Organism: Carassius auratus (goldfish)
Lineage: Eukaryota; Metazoa; Chordata; Actinopteri; Cypriniformes; Cyprinidae
Product: CD48 antigen-like
Exons: 4
Coding region: 1-846 (281 amino acids)
Source: RefSeq, a predicted model, not a curated record
AUGUGGCUUUAUAUCAUAUUUUCCAUUUGUUUGGGAGGUGUGUAUAAUGUGGAUACAAAUGCUGUUAAGUCAGUGUCAGUGACUGAAGGAGAUUCUGUCUCUUUAAACACUGAUGUUACUGAAGUACAGAGAGACGAUCAGAUUCUGUGGAUGUUUGGACCUCGAGACACUCGUAUAGCUGAAAUCUAUAAGCAGAGGAUUUCUGUUUAUGAUAAAAAAGAAAAAUUCAGAGAUAGAUUCAGCGUGGAUAGUCAAACUGGAUCUCUGAUCAUCAGAAACAUCAGAACUGAACACUCUGGACUUUAUAAACUACAGAUCUUCAGUCACAGAGGAACUUCAUACAAGAGAUUCAAUGUUACUGUGUAUGCACAUUUGCCCAUUCCGGUCAUCACCAGUACUUCAAAUUGUUCUUUUUCUUCUUCAUCAUCAUCAUCAUCUUCAUCAUCAUCAUCAUCAUCAGUGUCUAAUUGUUCACUGCUGUGUUCAGUUGUGAAUGUGAGUGCUGUGACUCUCUCCUGGUACAAAGGAAACAGUUUAUUGUCCAGCAUCAGUGUGUCUGAUCUCAGCAUCAGUCUCUCUCUACCUCUGGAGGUGGAAUAUCAGGAGAACAACAUCUACAGCUGUGUGAUCAACAAUCCCAUCACAAACCAGACCACACAUCUGGACAUCACUCAACUCUGUCAGCCAUGUGCAGCUCCUCCCUCAGACCCUGUCCAGUGUUGUGGUUUCACUGAAGCUGUCAUCCGAUUGGUUGUCUCUGCUGUGUGUAUAUCGCUCUCCCACUUCCGCAGCAGUGUCAGCUCCCGCAGGAGCCUUUUUUGGCUUUCCCUACUCCUGCAGAAAUAG